AUGUCAAAUCCGAAAUCAAAGGCAAGACUAUAUUUCAAGGAGUCCCUGCCCAAAAAUUUUACCCCUACAAGGCCAAUACCGCCUCUCAAGCUGGCUUCUCUUAAAAAUACUUCUAAAGUAAUUUCCAGUACUACAGCUCGAAUUAAAAAUUCAGCGGACUCUUAUAAUGACUCUCAAUCAUUCCCAAAGCAGACAGCACCAACUUAUGAAACUAAAAUUAAUCAUCAUAGAUCUUCAUCAGUUAUUCACAUAAUGCCAUCACUAAAAGCUUCAAUAAGUUCUGUUUCCCAAGCUGUUUUAAAAGGUUCAUGGAAUUCAAUGAGUCUUCCUAUUUCAGCUGGAAUGACUUUGCAACUUUUUCGCAGUGAACUUACAGAUCUAGAACAAAGUGAAAUUUUAAGCUUCCCGAAAGUAUUUUUUAUUGGAUUUGGAGUAGAAAAACUGAAACCUGACAGAGAUCCGCAGCAUAAUUUUGGGUUUGAUGAUGAAAGAAGUGAUUAUAUUUUGGUCAAAGGAGAUCAUAUAGCAUAUCGGUAUGAAAUUAUUCAAAUUCUAGGAAAAGGGUCGUUUGGGCAGGUUAUCAAAGCUUAUGAUCACAAAGAAAAAGAAGAAAUUGCUUUGAAAAUCAUAAGAAAUAAACAAAAAUUUCAUAAUCAAGCAAAUAUUGAGGUGCAAGUUUUAAAAGUGCUAACUCCCUCCCUCCGUGAUCAAACAAAACCAUUGGAAAAAACCCUUUUUUUGCCCAAAACUCACCCUCCGUAAGCGAACAAAAAUUUUUUAUGAAAAAAUAAUUGAUAUAUAAGUGAAUACUAGUAUCAUGAAAUUUCUAACUAAUUCUGUUUAAUUUUAAACAAAUUGCGUUUUAAAGCAUAAAUUUUACAAAUUAAAUUAAUAUUUGCUUUCCAAUUUUUGUGAAGUGGGAUUUUUAAAAUUUCGAAAAAAAAAAUAAAUCACCCUCCGUGAGCGAACAAGAUUUUUUGUUUCGCUCACGGAGGGAGGAGUAAGAGAUAACGAUUCUGGCGACAGCGGAGUUGUGCACUUAAGGGAAUAUUUUUUAUUCAGGAAUCAUUUGUGUAUUACUUUUGAGCUUCUCAGCAUAAACCUUUAUCAUUAUUUAAAAAUUAAUUCCUUUAAAGGAAUGUCACUUGGAGUGAUUCGAAAUCUUGCCCAUCAGUUAUUGACUGCAAUAAAGCUGAUUCACGGUUUAAAUAUUAUCCAUUGCGACCUCAAGCCUGAAAAUAUAUUAUUGAGGAAUUUAAAUGACACUUUAAUUAAAAUCAUUGACUUUGGAUCUGCUUGUUUUGAGCAUCAAAGGCUCUAUAGCUAUAUUCAAAGCAGGUAUUAUCGAGCUCCCGAAGUUAUUUUAGGGCUUGGAUAUUCCAAAGCAAUUGAUAUGUGAUCAUUAGGAUGCAUUUUAGUUGAACUUUAUACAGGAAAUCCUUUAUUUCCUGGGGAUAGUGAACAAGACCAACUACUAUGCUUUAUUGAGCAUCUUAAUGCACCCCCUCAGCAUCUCAUAAAUUUAGCCUCUAAGAGGCUUCUGUUUUUUGAUGAAAAUAAUGAAGUAAUUUUGGUGAAAAAUCACAAAGGAAAAGUACGAAUGCCAGGAACACUAAGCUUAGAAACAGUUUUGAAAGGAGCAGAUGAGCUAUUUAUAGAUUUCAUUAAAAGUAAAAUGUAAUUAGAGUGUCUUGAAUGAGACCCUACUCUUAGAAUAACUGCAUUUCAAGCUCUAAGCCACCCUUGAUUAAUAGAACCGAAGAAAAUUAUGCAUCGGGCAAGUUUAUCUGAAGUCAGAAUUGACAAAUCAAAGCCAAAAGUGCAUAUAGAAAUUGCCUUUGAGUAGCGCGCUAAGCGCCCGAGACUUCCCGAUGAGUCUGGGCGGUGGUUUGACCAGCUGAUGUUGGUCAAACCAGCAUCCAAAAUGAUAAAUUCUUCUCAUAUAGAAGAUUUGUCAAAUUGGAUGCUGGUUUGACCAACAUCAGCUGGUCAAACCACCGCCCAGACUUCAUCGGGAAGUCUCGGGCGCUUAGCGCGCUACUCAAAGGCAAUUUCUAUAGAAUUAAGCGACUAAGAAUAGGGCAGCCUGGGAAACAUUUCAAGCAGCAAUCGCUGUCUUCUCGAUAUAACGUACCUUAUUACCCAUCAUAUAUCGUUUAA
Messenger RNA from Blepharisma stoltei, 2160 nucleotides. The record is from the annotation of a GenBank genome assembly. NCBI's taxonomy places the organism in Eukaryota, Ciliophora, Heterotrichea, Heterotrichida, Blepharismidae.